Molecule: messenger RNA, 1740 nt
Organism: Podospora anserina S mat+
Lineage: Eukaryota; Fungi; Ascomycota; Sordariomycetes; Sordariales; Podosporaceae
Exons: 2
Coding region: 1-1740 (579 amino acids)
Biological process (GO): regulation of DNA-templated transcription
Molecular function (GO): zinc ion binding; DNA-binding transcription factor activity, RNA polymerase II-specific
Source: RefSeq, a predicted model, not a curated record
AUGUCUAUGUCCUCCGCUGAACCGAGAACCGGGACGAGAUCCAAGAACGGCUGCUUGACGUGCCGUGCUAGACAUGUCAAAUGCGAUGAGCGACACCCUGAUUGCUUGAAGUGUGUCAAGCAAAAGGCCGGGUGUGAAUGGCCUCCUCCUCCGGAACUACAGACCCACCAGCCAGGGCAAGACAUCCCGCAAGCUGAAAGUCGGUCUCUUAGACGUUUAGCUCCCGCCGUCAACGACACACAUGACCAACUCAUUCAGGCUCAAGCAUCCACUUGGACGCCGGACGUUGACUUGUCGAUGAGCGACCUGCCCAUAAUCCCAGGCUUCAGCUUUCUCACGGGCCUAGGCUGCUCGGACUUCAUGCCAUGGUUUCCUGUCCCGUAUCCCGAACCAACAUUGGAUAUGCACAUCAGCUCCGAUGCCCUUCUCGCCCCUCUGCCUUUGGGCGUAUCCCCGUCCCAAGCGGAGCGCGAGGCUUUGGCAUGGUACCGUAGCAGCGCGACGUUUGGGUUUGGGAGCGCGAAGAAUCCCAACUGGUCUACUCAUGCUAUUGUGUGGGAGACGGCCCGCGAAAGCAAAGCUAUCUUGCAUCUCCUCCUGGCAGCAACACAGAACGAAAUGGCGUGGCGAGCAGGAUCCCAAGGCGCCCUGUUUGCCCGCGCCGAUGAAAACUAUCGUCUCGGGCAUCAGCAGCUGGAGGCAGAGAUCCGAAGUCGCGAAAUCGACCCCCUGAAUGCCAUGUCCUGUUUUUGGUUCCUUUACCUGCAUCAGAAGCGUCGCCAUGCUGCAGGAAACCGCAUGCUGAUGAGUGAGCUCAGCAAGAUGAUGGAGGAGUACUUGACGGCUUUCAACCUCCACCAAAUGUUGACUUCUGCAGAUGCGGAGAAUCCGGCCUGGCCGGAGUCGAAAAAGGCACUGUUGGCUCGUCUUAUGGUUUGGCUUUUUUGGAUUGAUGCACAAGCAGCCACACAAGGAGAAGGUGGGAGGAUUGCCAGGCUUCUAACUUCGUCAGCUUCUCGGCAAGCUUUGGUAAAUCUGUACAAGAUUUCAAGAACCACUCUGGAAUCGUUCUGGGCCGAGAGGUAUCCCGAUGACGAGGUUGUGGACGACAUGAAGAACUCCAGCGCUCUUGACAUGAUCCACGACACCUGGGUCCUCGUGCAGGAGGUCAAUAACGCUGCCGAUGAACAGCUGCCCCUGGAUACAAAGGCCAGCGACGAAAUCCUGAGCAAGAUACAGGCCUUGCAGUGUGAGCCAGGUCCUCUUCGCGUUCUACGCCUAACCGCUUCAAAUGCUGCGCUCCGAGAUCGUGUGAUGUUGAACGCAGAUUGGGCUGGAGUGAACUUUUAUACACUCCGUAUCUACCACUUCCGAUGCAGUUUGACUGAGGAACAUCUGGCCUUUUCUCCACCCCAGCCCCAGACUGUCAAGAUUGCCGACGUCGUUGAUUCUUUGUUGCUCCUCAUCCAGAAAAGCUUGGCCACCGGCAGAGAAGACCAGCCAGAUCGCAUGCAAUGGCCGCUGUUCUGGGCGGGGAUCGAGACGAUAGAUCCGUUCAAGCGAAUCUGGGCGUUGGGGGAACUCAAAGAUGAAGGUCUUGUUCAAGCAAUGCGUUGUGUGUUGCUGCUUCAAGAGGGUGGGUCAAGGGUUGGAAUGGCCAAGAUUCGUGACAUCUUUCAAGCCUCGUGUCUCGGCGUACCAGUUGCUGGUUUCGGCGGCAUGUGGGGGAUGCGGAGGUGA